AUGGCGACAGUUCAUACUUCUCUUGUAAUAGCAGCAGUCAAGAAGUGGAAAAUUCAUCAUAUGGAUGUACAUAAUGCCUUCUUGCAUGGUGAUUUAGCUGAAGAGGAAACAAUUCAGAUUAAUGUGCUUGUAUAUGUGGAUGAUAUGAUUACUGCUAGCAAUGAUAUGAUGGCCUUGGCAAUCUUUAAAGACUAUCUUGGAAAAUGCUUCAAAAUGAAAGAUCUGGGGUUUAUGCAACAGCCCGAGGAAGAGCAUUGGGAAGAGGAAUUACGUGUUGUUCGCUAUUUGAAAAAUAAUCUUGGCCAAGGGAUAUUAUUACAUGCUGACAGCACAUUACACUUGGAAGGAUGGUGUGAUUCUGAUUGGAUGCCUGUUUUCCAUGAGCGGAUAAAACAUAUUGAGGUAGAUUGUUAUUUUGUUCGAGAUGUGAUUACAAAGGUCUUAAGUGUUCCCUCGUAUGUGCCUAUAAAGCAACAAUUGGCGGACAUUUUUACGAAAGCUUUGGGUCGAUCACAGUUUGAUUUUUGCUUGGAGAUCUAUUUGGAUGCCAUUGAAAUCUUAUCAUCUUCUCCUUCAUCUAUAUAG
Messenger RNA from Humulus lupulus (European hop), 585 nucleotides. RefSeq lists its product as uncharacterized. The record is from RefSeq and is a predicted model, not a curated record. The transcript has 5 exons. Bases 1 to 585 code for a protein of 194 amino acids. Lineage: Eukaryota; Viridiplantae; Streptophyta; Magnoliopsida; Rosales; Cannabaceae.